AUGCUCGCACCGAGGAUCUUCUCGAAGCGCCGCGCCUUUCUCUUCCUCCUCCUCGUCGGCCUCCUCGCCGGCCUCGUCGUCGUCUCGUCCGGUCUAGGCGAGUUUUGCGACGAGGACGGCUACUGCGAAAUACCCGGCAUCCGCUUCGGCGCCCGUCGUGGGCCCGGCGACGCCGCCAAGAAGCCUCCUCGCCGCGCCGGCGGCCGCAAGACGGGUCCCCGCCGGGACUGCGUCGACUUUCCCGACACGUCCGAUGUCCUCCUCGUCAUGAAGACGGGCGCGUCCGAGUCCUUUGGCAGGGUCUCGAACCAGAUCCUGACCAACCUCAAGUGCCUGCCCGACUUCCUCAUCUUCAGCGACAUGGCCCAGGACUUUGCCGGCUACGCCAUCCACGACAGCCUCGACGCCGUCCUGGACGAGGUGAGGAGGAACAACAGCGACUUCGACCUCUACAACCGUCAGCAGCGGUGCGCCGUCGACGUCGGCUCCUGCAACAAGAACCACGACGUGAGCCAGGAGGCGUGGAACCUCGACAAGUACAAGAACAUCCACAUGGCCGAGAAGGCCUUUGCCUUGCGGCCCGACCACGAGUGGUACCUCUUCGUCGACGCCGACACCUACGUCGUGUGGCCCACCAUGAUGAGGUGGCUGCGGGCGCUCAACCCGGACGAGGCCCACUACAUCGGCAGCGUCGCCUACAUCGGCGAGGUGCCCUUUGCCCACGGCGGCAGCGGAUAUCUCGUGUCGAAGGCGGCCAUGCAAAAGAUGUUCCGAGGCAAAACCGGCGUCGGCAACAGCUGGGACGAGCGCGUGGCGCAGGAGUGCUGCGGCGACUACAUGUUUGCCAUUGCCCUCAAGAACGAGACGGGCGUGGAGGUCAAGAAUGCGUGGCCGACCGUCAACGGCGAGAAGCCGCACACGUUGCCGUACGCCGAGGACCAGUGGUGCCAGCCGAUCGUGACGAUGCACCACGUCAGCGCCCAGGAAGUAUCCGAGCUCUGGGCCUUGGAGAAGGAGCGCAACUUUUCGGCGCCGCUGCGGAUCAAGGACCUGUACCACGAGUUCGUCGAGGAGCAGCUCGUGCCGACGCGGGACGCCUGGGACAACAUGAGCGACGACGUCUUCUACCUCAACCGCUCGGCCUCGGAUUACAGCGAGUACGAGCUCUCCAUGGCCAAGGAGGGAAGGCUAUCCAAGCUCGAGCAGCAUGCCCAUCAAAGUUUCGAGGACUGCCGCCGCGUGUGCAAGAGCAUCCGCAGCUGCCUCCAGUACCGGUUCUGGAACGGCAUCUGCUCCACCAGCAAGGCCCUCAAGCACGGCGUCCCGACGAAGGUGGAAAAGGAGAAAUGGUGGGAGUACCGGAGCGGGUGGGACAUGACGCGCAUCCAGAAAUGGGUCAAGAGCCAUGGAAAGUGCCGCAAGCCUCAGUAUCCCACCUCAUGGUGA
Drechmeria coniospora is the source of this 1446-nucleotide messenger RNA. RefSeq names its product glycosyltransferase family 31 protein. Gene Ontology annotation, cellular component: membrane. The coding region runs from base 1 to 1446 and encodes 481 amino acids. Gene Ontology annotation, molecular function: glycosyltransferase activity. Lineage: Eukaryota; Fungi; Ascomycota; Sordariomycetes; Hypocreales; Ophiocordycipitaceae. The transcript is spliced from 2 exons. The record is from RefSeq and is a predicted model, not a curated record.